Lolium perenne is the source of this 3450-nucleotide messenger RNA. RefSeq names its product disease resistance protein RGA5. Gene Ontology annotation, biological process: defense response to other organism. Gene Ontology annotation, molecular function: ADP binding. NCBI's taxonomy places the organism in Eukaryota, Viridiplantae, Streptophyta, Magnoliopsida, Poales, Poaceae. The record is from RefSeq and is a predicted model, not a curated record.
AUGGAGGGUGCUCUUGUGAGUGUGGCGACGGGAGCUUUGAAACCGGUGGUGGAGAAGCUGUUUGCUCUGCUUGGUGAUAAGUACAAGCAGUUCAAGGGGGUGCGGGACCAGAUCAGGUUCCUCACCAACGAGCUCACCACCAUGCACGCCUUCCUCCUGAAGAUGUCGGAGGAGGAGGAGGCAGGUCAUGAUCCGCUGGACAAGGCGUGGAUGAAGGAGGUUCGGGAGCUGUCAUACGACAUGGAGGAGUCCAUCGAUGACUUCAUGUUGCAUGUCGGUGACAAAGAUGCUAAGCCAGAUGGCUUUAUCGACAAGAUCAAGCACUCGUUGGGGAAGUUGGGGAAGAUGAAGACUCGGCGCCGGAUCGGAAAAGAGAUCGAAGAGCUGAAGAAGCAAAUCAUUGAGGUGGGCGACAGGAAUGCAAGGUACAAGACAGGAGGUGUCAUCUCCAAGAUGAGCAACUUGACUAUCGACCCUAGAGCACUUGCUAUCUUUGAGCAUGCCUCUAAACUGGUUGGAGUUGAUGAACCCAAGGCUGAGAUAAUUAAAAUGUUGGCUGAAGAGGAAGGAUGUGGAUCAGCGCCACAACAUCCGAAGGUGGUCUCCAUCGUUGGAUUUGGAGGAAUAGGCAAAACAACCCUCGCGAAUCAAGUGUAUCAAGAGCUCAAGGCGCAAUUCCAGUGCAGCGCUUUUAUAUCUGUGUCUCGCACUCCAGACAUGAUGAGUAUUCUGAGAACUAUUCUUAGUGAAGUCAGCAAUCAAAAGUAUGUAGACACUGAAGCAGGGAGCAUCCAACAUUUGAUCAGCAAGGUCCAUGAUUUCCUAACAGACCAAAGAUACAUUAUCGUAGUUGAUGAUAUAUGGAGCGUGGCAGCAUGGGAAAUCAUUAAGUAUGCAUUCCCCAUGAUGAGUGGAGGCAGCAGAAUAAUCACAACUUCCCGUGUUAAAGAUGUUGCUCAUUCAUGUUGCUCAUCAUUCAGUGGUUGUGUCUAUAAUAUAAGGCCUCUUGAUAUGAUGCACUCAAGACAAUUGUUCCAUAGAAGACUAUUCAAAUCUGAAGAAGAUUUCCCUUCACACCUCAAAGAUGUUUCAGAUCAAAUAUUGAAAAAGUGUGAUGGAUUACCUUUGGCAAUCAUUGCAAUAUCUGGUUUACUGGCUGACAGAGAAAAUACAAAAGAUGAAUGGGAUCAAGUGAAAGUUUCAAUAGGUUGUGCACUUGAACGAAAUCCUAGUGUUGAAGGAAUGAUGAAGAUAAUAUCACUUAGUUACUUUGAUCUUCCUGCUCAUCUCAAAACUUGUUUACUGUAUUUGAGUAUAUUUCCUGAAGAUGAUAUUAUUCAGAAGAAGACCCUGAUAUGGAAAUGGAUUGCUGAGGGAUUCAUUUAUAAUGAAGGCAGAUAUACACUGUACGAGUUGGGAGAGAAGUGUUUCAAUGAGCUUGUCAACCGAAGUCUAAUUCAACCUGUGAAGACAAAGUAUGGUGUGGUCAAGAGGUGUCGAGUUCAUGACACCAUCCUUGAUUUCAUUAUAUCAAAGUCAAUUGAAGAGAACUUUGUUACUUUAGUUAGCGAUUCCAAUACAACUGAAAUGCAAAGCAAAGUUCGUCGGCUUUCUCUCCAAGGAUACAAUGAAGGGAAUUUAUUUGUGCCAGAUAACUUAGUCUUGUAUCAUGUCCGAUCACUUCAUGUGUUUGGGCAUUCAGGGGAUACCCAUUCUCUGGAUCGAUUCACACAUUUGCGUGUUCUGGACUUUGUAGAUUGUUACCACUUAGAAAACCAUUAUGUUGAAGAUAUAUGGAGGCUAUUGCAGUUGAGAUACCUAAACCUCAGAUGGACACAUGUUAGUAAGCUGCCUCAGCGAAUUGGAGAUCUAUUGUGCUUAGAGAUGCUAGACAUAAGAGACACCACCGUAGAUGAAUUACCAACCUCCAUUGUCAAUCUCAAAAAAUUGGCGCAUCUAUAUGUUGAUUUUCGUGUUAUAUUUCCUGAUGGAAUUGCAAAGAUGCAAGCCGUAGAGAAGUAUAUAAAUGUCCAUGUCUCCCGACAAUCAACAAAAUUCCUGCAAGAACUUGGCCAGUUGAAUAAUUUGAAGAAAGUGCGCCUUAAUUUGAAAGGUGUUUGUGGCACGGGAGACGAAAAUGGAGUUGCAGAGGUGGACGUGAAAGCCAUUGUGUCUUCUCUGCAGAACCUUCAUACUCUUAAAAUUAGUCAUGCUGGCAACUUCUUGACGGAAGCAUUUUUGCCUAGGCCAGCCCUCAAAAACCUCCAGGUUUCGGGUUCAACCGUCACAAGGGUUCCGAAUUCAGUGGGCUCCCUCGUCAACCUCCGGUCAUUAAGGCUUUCGAUGGUAUGUUUCAGGGAGGAAGACCUCUGUAUUCUUGGUGGAUUACCCGCUCUGCUCAAACUGAGGAUAAUAAUUAGGAAGUGUGAAGAUAUCGCUGAAACCAGAGCCAUAGUCAGUGGUGCACACGGAUUUUCGUGCUUAAGGAAAUUUCUUUAUGCCAUACGGCAUGGCGAAAUGGAUCUUAUGUUUGCAGCAGGAUCCAUGCCGAAGCUAGAAGUUUUUACUACUCGUUUCGAUGUAGUUAAAACAGAGUCUUUCACUGGCGGCGAUUUCGAUUUCGGAAUUGAAAACCUCACCUGCCUCACUACAGUCAAAUGUAAAGCAUAUGGCCGUACAAUCAAGACUGAUGACGCCGCAAAGGCUGCUAUGGAGAGGAAAGUGAGAACACACCCCAACCAGCCUAGCCUGACAUUUAAUUAUUAUGUUCCGAUGGUGGACAGUUCGGGGGCACUAUACUACACUACAGCGUGAGGCCGGGAGGCGUAGAAGACGAGCGUGGACCGCAGAAGAAUAUGGCGCACACUAGGAUUGGCAUCUGGGCAAUGGCCUUGUUGGCGUAGCCAUGGUGGUGGAGGACAGCGUCGACCUUGGCGGUAACGGUGAUGCGGACAGAGCCGGAUGUCUAGAAGGUGGGAUGGUGGUGGCAGGGCGGACGCUACGAGGUUUCCCAGACUUCAUUCAAGCAUGUCCGGAAAGCUUCUGGAUUACUAUGGUUCAAAUGCUAGCAGAGCACGCACAUCGUUAUUUCCAUCCGGUGCAUGCACUAUAUUCAAACAGGUUUAAUUGUUGUAAGAUCGUUCAGUGCUUUGAGUUCAUCUGGAUCUUACUGUAAGAUUUAAGCUUAUUCCGUAUUGUCACCUGUAAUUAUGUUUUGGAGUUCAGUUGUUAGGUUUCAAAGAUGUGGACUUCACCUGUAGGAAAGAAUUUUUUUCAACCUGUCUACAUAGUCCUUGUCAAGAAACUAAGAAGUUCCGUACGAACUUUAUUAGGAGCAGCAGUGUGCAUAUGGGAUGUUUGUAUCAUAUUCGUACAGUCUUUAGCUUCCACAAGGAUUGCAGGCGUUUGAAUUAUGAUGUCAAUUGUUUAAGUUCUGUUUCUUUCUGUUCA